Messenger RNA from Entrophospora sp. SA101, 867 nucleotides. Lineage: Eukaryota; Fungi; Glomeromycota; Glomeromycetes; Entrophosporales; Entrophosporaceae. The record is from the annotation of a GenBank genome assembly.
AUGCCAAAUGGCGAAGUUGAAAUAAAUUUGAUCCCAAAGAAAAGAUAUUAUUAUAAAUUUGUUAUCGAUCAUAAUUGGGUAUUGGAUCCUAACUUAGCCAGUUAUUCUGAUGAGCAUGGAAAUUGGAAUCAUGAAAUUGUUGUUGAACAGCCUAUUCCUCCUUCUCCACCACAAUUACCAGAAAUUUUUAAAGAAGAUUCAACAAUUAUUCAACCUCCCGCGCCUCUUCUUACUCCACCAGAAUAUGAUUUUGAUUUUGAAAAUGAUAAAUAUGUAGGCGAGAAAGAAGAACAACAUGUAAUUAAUUAUAUUGAACAACAUAACGAUGAUUUUGAAAAUGAUAAAUAUAUAGGCGAGAAAGAAGAACGACAUGUAAUUAAUUAUAUUGAACAACAUAAUGAUGAUUUUGAAAAUGAUAAAUAUGUAGGCGAGAAAGAAGAACGACAAGUAAUUAAUUAUAUUGAACAACAUAAUGAUGAUCUUGAAAAUGAUACAUAUGUAGGAGAGGAAGAAGAGCAAAAAUUAAUUGAACAACGUAAUGAUGAUCUUGAAAAUGACACAUAUGUAGGAGAGGAAGAAGAGCAAAGAUUAAUUGAACAACGCAAUGAUGAUCUUGAAAAUGACACAUAUGUAGGAGAGGAAGAAGAGCAAAGAUUAAUUGAACAACAUAAUGAUGAUCUUGAAAAUGACACAUAUGUGGGAGAGGAAGAAGAGCAAAAACUAAUUAGUAAUUAUGUUAAAGACUUUAAAAGUGAUAAACAUGUAGGGGAAAAAGAAGAACGAAAAGUAAUUGAACAACAUAGUGAUAAUGGAGAUAUCGUACUAUUGAUAUUAAAAUGGUACAGAAAAUCGACAAUUGAAUUAUGA